Molecule: messenger RNA, 1329 nt
Organism: Sphaeramia orbicularis (orbiculate cardinalfish)
Lineage: Eukaryota; Metazoa; Chordata; Actinopteri; Kurtiformes; Apogonidae
Product: high mobility group protein B2-like
Exons: 5
Coding region: 141-785 (214 amino acids)
Biological process (GO): regulation of transcription by RNA polymerase II
Cellular component (GO): nucleus
Molecular function (GO): DNA binding
Source: RefSeq, a predicted model, not a curated record
UCCGCGGUCAGCGGGGGAGGAGUUGUGGAAGUGUUUGUAGUCAAGCUAGUGAGGCUGCGCAGACCGUGACAAAACAGUUGCGCUUUUUCCUCCUUCACUCGUUUACAAGUUUGUCCUGCUCGGAACAGAUAAAUCCAACCAUGACCAAGGACCCGAAUAAGCCCAGGGGCAAAACCUCCUCCUACGCCUUCUUUGUACAGACCUGCCGUGAGGAGCACAAGAAGAAAAACCCAGGGGCCAGCGUCAACUUCGCAGAGUUUUCCAAGAAAUGCUCCGAGAGAUGGAAAACCAUGUCACCCAAGGAGAAGGUGAAGUUUGAGGACAUGGCCAAGAAUGACAAAAUUCGGUAUGAGAGAGAGAUGAAAUCAUACGUCCCCCCAAAAGGUGUCAAAGGCAAGAAAAAGAAGGACCCAAAUGCUCCUAAGAGACCACCCUCGGCUUUCUUUGUAUUCUGCUCCGAUUUUCGUCCCAAGAUCAAGGAGGAGUACCCUGGAAUCUCCAUCGGAGACACUGCCAAGAAGCUGGGUGAGAAAUGGGCAGCGACAAGUUCCAAAGACAAAGGCCCCUAUGAGGCCAAGGCUGCCAAACUGAAGGAAAAAUAUGACAAGGAAGUGGCUGCCUACAAAGCCAAAGGAGGCUCAGGAAAGAGUGACGCUGGCAAGAAAGGUGGACCGGGCAGGCCCUUCAAGAAGGCAGAACCAGCCGAUGACGACGAUGAUGAUGACGAGGAAGAAGACGAAGACGACGAGGAUGAAGAUGAGGAGGAAGAGGAGGACGACGACUAAAGUGAUUUCUAUGUUAAAGAUGUGAAGUUUGCAAUGCAUUGUUGAGCUAAAUGUGUUUGUGUGGAUGAUUCCAACAGUAUAGCCUGCUGUCCCUGUGGUCUGCUCACUAGGAUCCAGACCUCUGUCAAAUUCACAUUCAGGGAUUUAGUUUUUACUUUGUCACUUAGCCCCCCUGGUUUUCUUCUUUAAAAAAAAAAAAAAAACAACAAAAAAACAAACAAAUGUGUGCUUUGGUCCCGUUGGUUUAGUCCCAGUUGGACCCUGGGUUGUGUCUGAAGGCAGUGUGACCCUGGGUUGUGUCUGAAGACAGUCUGAUUGUUCCAGUGGACUCGAAUGGACCCAGAACCAAAGCACACCAGUCCAGUUUUAAGUACCUUUGGUUCCCAGAGCACUGCUUCUGUGUCCUGUUAGUGGUGCGGUUUCUUUGCUGUCAUUUUACUACCAGGAUUUAUCUGUAGUUGGAUUACAAAUGUUUGCAGCCAUUUUUAAUGUGGGGUCUUGUAGAGAAAAUUUUCUUUCGUAAUAAAAUUUUUUUGUAUAUUGA